This is a messenger RNA of Abrus precatorius (Indian licorice), 1959 nucleotides long. RefSeq lists its product as uncharacterized. The transcript has 7 exons. The record is from RefSeq and is a predicted model, not a curated record. NCBI's taxonomy places the organism in Eukaryota, Viridiplantae, Streptophyta, Magnoliopsida, Fabales, Fabaceae. The coding region runs from base 27 to 1553 and encodes 508 amino acids.
AGGAACACGUGGACUGGGACGCGCUGAUGAAGAAUUCUGGGAACCCCGACACCAAACCCUCCGUCAAGUUGGAGAUCGUCGAAGACCCACUUGAAGAAGAGCAUGCCCCCCUCAACAAGCUCUUCAAACCCUCUCCAAAUCCUCAGCAAUGGAGUGCUUCAAAUGAUGAUUCUGUCAGUUCUUCUUCGCAUCUCAAUAUACUCGAUGAGCCGAGCCCGCUGGGUUUGCGCCUGAGGAAGAGCCCUUCGCUGUUGGACUUGAUUCAGAUGAAGCUUUCUCAAGGAAGUGUGCAGAAUGAAAAUUUAAGCUCUGGACUAAAGAAGGAGGGUAGAGGUGCUGCUGCAUCGGGUACCACGGACAAGCUUAAAGCUUCAAACUUCCCGGCUACGCUUCUGAGGAUUGGUUCAUGGGAGUAUAAAUCGAGAUAUGAGGGUGACUUGGUUGCGAAGUGUUACUUUGCUAAACAUAAGCUUGUUUGGGAAGUUCUUGAAGGUGGUCUAAAGAGUAAGAUAGAAAUUCAAUGGUCGGAUAUCAUGGCACUUAAGGCGCAUUGUCCUGAUAAUGGGCCUAGCACGUUGACUGUUGUGCUUGCUAGGCAGCCUCUUUACUUCAGGGAGACUAAUCCUCAGCCUAGAAAGCAUACACUGUGGCAGGCAACGGCCGAUUUUACUGAUGGACAGUCUAGCAAACAUAAGAUGCAUUUUUUGGAAUGCCCACAAGGGCUGUUGGCCAAACAUUUUGAAAAGCUUAUCCAGUGUGACAUGCGCCUUAAUUUCUUAAGCCGACAGCCAGAGAUAAUCUUGGAUUCACCACAUUUUGACACACAACCUUCUGCCUUUGAGGACUCAGACAAUCCAAGAGAUCAGGAUCUGCUUCAAGUCAGUGGUAAAGGAUCCUCCACGUCCUCUUUUCAGGACAGAGGAUCGCCGCAGGCUUCCCUGUCAUCAUCAUUUAAGAUUGAACACAGUGAUCCUCCUGGAAUGACUUUGGAUAGUCUCCCCCGAGAUGCGCAUUCUCCCAGUUCAGGGAGUACCAGUUCAGAAACUGAUUCCAAGGGUCCAAGAAAUGGGGAUCAGAUAAAACUUCCUGCACUUCGACCUUCCAUGUCAGUGAGUGAUUUUAUCGGCCAAAUUGAACUUUGCCUGUCGGAGCAAAUAACCUCUGGGAAUCCACCUUUCUCUGAUGGAGGAUCAGAGUACAAGGAAAUCCUAGAAGACAUUGCACAGCAUCUUCUCAAUGAUAAUCAGGUUGCUGCAACUUCUGAUGAAAAAUCACUCAUGUCAAGAGUCAAUUCUCUCUGCUGUCUUCUGCAGAAGGACCCUGUAACGGUGCAGAAUACACAUUUUACUGAAGAUGGUACUGUUGAAGAACCUGAUAACGGAAAAAAGCCUGCUGAGGACGAAUCAAGGGACGCAUCUGGUGGCAAGCAAGCACUAGGAAUGUCUAGGAAAGACUCAUUUAGUGAUUUGCUUCUCCACCUUCCUCGAAUUGCAUCUCUUCCAAAGUUCUUGUUUAACAUAUCAGAAGAAGAUGGGGACAGUCAUGCCCGAUAGUUAUUCUCAUAAUUGAAAAUUCAAAAUGGCAAGUGUGGGCUACCUAGCAGAGUGUAGCUGCAUAGGGAACAUGUUAUGUCUUUUUAGACGUGCGAGUUUAAUUUCUACCUUGGGAACCUCUAGGAUUUGGAAAAGUUGUUUUAAUGAAGAAUCCUGGUAGAGCCCAUGUAAAAAUUGUCAAGUAGAUGUUUUAGCUGUGUUUGUUUUUCCUUUUUUUGCCCUUGUCUUCUGGGUCUCAUGGACAGCUGUUGUCUGCUUGUAAGUAAAUCAUGUGUUGCCUGAUCAAAUAUCAGCCAUCCAAAGAUGGUAUCUCUGUCUUCUCUUGGAUCUUAAGCUAUUGCAGUAGCUGAUACUAUUGCAUUGGAAGGCUCAGUUUGUAAAUAUUAAUCAAAUAAUACAAUUUCCU